Podarcis raffonei (Aeolian wall lizard) is the source of this 2678-nucleotide messenger RNA. RefSeq names its product protein kinase C delta (gene PRKCD). Bases 251 to 2308 code for a protein of 685 amino acids. Gene Ontology annotation, molecular function: diacylglycerol-dependent serine/threonine kinase activity; ATP binding. Gene Ontology annotation, biological process: protein phosphorylation. The transcript is spliced from 18 exons. NCBI's taxonomy places the organism in Eukaryota, Metazoa, Chordata, Lepidosauria, Squamata, Lacertidae. The record is from RefSeq and is a predicted model, not a curated record.
GAGGGCGAGGUAGUUCCUGCUCCGCCUGCCUCCUCGGUAAAUGAGGAAGCGGCGCGGGCAGCGCCUCCCCAUCCCUUUUCGAAGUGAGCGAGUGUGUAUGUGUGAGAGGGAAAUUUUAUCUCUCGCCCACCCCACUUUCCGGCGCUGAGGGGUUGCGCGAAUGGGCUGAGCACUUCUUCUCGUCAGAGGAGCGGGACCCUCCGGCGCUCGAGUCGCUGCCUGGGCUGGGUUUACAAUUGUGCUAUGAGAAAUGGCUCCCUUCUUACGAAUAUCAUUCAACUCCUUUGAGCUAGGACCUAUGCCGAAUCAAGGGGAGCAACCACAGCCAUUCUGUGCAAUAAAAAUGAAAGAGGCCUUGACUACAGAGAGAGGCAAAACCUUGAUUCAAAAGAAACCCACUAUGUACCCAGACUGGAAAUCUUCAUUUGAUGCCCACAUUUAUGAGGGCCGCGUCAUUCAGAUUGUUCUCAUGAAAGCAGCAGAAGACCCAUUAUCUGAGGUGACUGUGGGUGUAUCUGUUUUGGCUGAAAGAUGUAAGAAAGGCAAUGGGAAAGCAGAAUUCUGGCUUGACUUGCAACCUCAAGGGAAAGUAUUGAUGGCUGUACAAUAUUUUCUAGAAGAUGGAGGUAAGGAAAUGGACAGCAAGCAGUCAAUGAGAGAAGAUGAAGGAACUGUGACUAUGAACAGGAGAGGAGCAAUCAAACAGGCCAAGAUCCACUACAUCAAAAACCAUGAGUUCAUUGCCACCUUCUUUGGGCAACCUACAUUUUGCUCUGUCUGUAAAGAUUUUGUGUGGGGCCUAAACAAGCAGGGAUAUAAAUGUAGACAAUGUAAUGCUGCUAUUCACAAAAAAUGCAUUGAUAAAAUCAUUGGGAGAUGUACUGGUACUGCAGCGAACAGCAGAGAUACAAUGUUUCAGAAGGAGCGCUUCCACAUCGAUAUGCCUCACAGGUUCAAAGUUUACAACUACAUGAGUCCUACCUUCUGUGAUCAUUGUGGUAGUCUUCUCUGGGGACUUGUUAAGCAAGGAUUAAAAUGUGAAGAAUGUGGAAUGAAUGUGCACCACAAAUGUCAGAAGAAAGUGGCAAAUCUCUGUGGAAUCAAUCAGAAAUUAUUGGCAGAAGCUUUAACUCAAGUUAGUCAGAAAUCUUCCAGAAAAUCUGAUUCUGGGUCAGUAGAAAGUGUCGGAAUUUACCAAGAUUUUGAUAAAAAACCUAAAUCCUUGAGUGGUGAUACAACAGAUAAUAGUGAGUAUGAUAAGCUUUGGGAGGGACGUUCGCUGUCACGACCAUCUGGUAGGAGGAAAUUCAACAUAGACAGUUUUGUAUUCCACAAAGUUCUUGGGAAAGGAAGCUUUGGAAAGGUACUACUUGCUGAACUGAAAGGGAAGAAUGAAUUUUUUGCAGUAAAGGCUUUGAAAAAGGAUGUGGUACUAAUUGAUGAUGAUGUGGAAUGCACCAUGGUAGAAAAGCGGGUCUUAGCACUGGCAUGGGAAAAUCCAUUUCUUACCCAUUUAUACUGCACUUUUCAGACAAAGGACCAUCUGUUUUUCGUUAUGGAAUUCCUUAAUGGCGGAGACCUAAUGUUCCAUAUACAGGACAAAGGCCGCUUUGAUCUUUUCAGAGCUACGUUUUAUGGAGCUGAAAUACUGUGUGGCCUACAAUUUCUUCAUAGCAAAGGCAUUAUUUAUAGAGACCUCAAACUAGACAAUGUGAUGCUUGAUAAAGAAGGUCACAUCAAAAUUGCUGAUUUUGGGAUGUGCAAAGAGAAUGUGUUUGGUGAGAACAAGGCGACAACUUUCUGCGGUACUCCAGACUACAUAGCGCCUGAAAUUCUGCAAGGCCUAAAAUACACGUUUUCUGUGGACUGGUGGUCGUUUGGAGUCUUGCUGUAUGAGAUGCUUAUUGGACAAUCUCCUUUCCAUGGUGAUGAUGAGGAUGAGUUAUUUGAGUCAAUCCGUGUGGACACACCUCACUACCCUCGCUGGAUUACCAAGGAAUCUAAGGAUAUACUAGAGAAGUUGUUUGAAAGGGAUCCAACAAGACGACUGGGAAUAACUGGAAACAUCAGAGAUCAUUCUUUCUUCAAAGCAAUUAAUUGGACAGCACUUGAGAAGAGGGAAGUGGAACCGCCCUUCAAACCCAAAGUGAAAUCAGCAAGUGACUACAGCAAUUUUGACAGAGAAUUUUUGAGUGAGAAGCCACGGCUAUCAUACAGUGACAAAAACUUAAUAGACUCUAUGGAUCAAUCUGCAUUUGCUGGGUUCUCUUUUACCAACCCUAAAUUUGAACACAUUUUAGAGAAAUAGUUUAUCAGCACAGAGGAACUUUCAGGUACUGCUGUAAUGGAAGUUUUCGACCACUCCAUGUGAAAUGUGAUCAAAGGAUACCGUCGUCUCUUUCCUUUCGUUCCGAACAACACUCAAUAGCGACUAAUUGUGCUCAUUCUGGCGGUAGCUUCAUUGUGCAUGGCUGAGUUUAAGUAUCCUUGUGAAUCAUAUGUAAAUGACUUCCUCUGCAGUAGGGAAAAUGUAAAUUGUGUACGUGGUUACUUGAAUGUAGUUAUCCGUUUGGGGGGGAAAUUAUGUAUAUGCUGUAUAUUUUGCUCAAGAGGUGAAAGAGGUUAUCGAAGGGUACUACCCUUCAAAUAAAGUGAAAUGGCUAGGCAGUUUUUAACGU